UUAUUUUGUUUUGAAUAAAAUCGAAACAGACCAAGAUCUGGUUUAAAGAGUCGGGUAACUUGCGAUCCGCUGAAAUAUCUGUUGGGACGAGUUCAUUCUAGGCAAAACUUCGUUCAAUAAGAAAAUUCAUCUAGAGCGAUGCAAAAGUUAACCAUUAUCAUCUGGGCGGCUCUCUUGCUGUGUAUCGUUUCACGGACUCAUGGUUUUUGCUUCUUGUUACAAAACCGGAACACUCUAGGAAAGAUCGCAGUCACGUGCAGGUUGCCAAGGACGCUGUUCCUUCUCGGAGAAACCAAACGACUGAAGCACGACGCGUGCGCCAUGUGCACGUGCAAGAGAAACGGGUUGUACUGUUGUAGCACGCGGGGUCCGCUCCCACGCAAUGUGCCUUCUGACUGUAAAGUGGUGCCGGCCCCAAACUGUGACUACAACGUGGUGAAAACUAAAGACGAAAGCAAGGAUUGUUAUACUGGGCGUCUUUUAGUGACAAAAUAUCGACAUUUCUAGCUCUAACAAUGCCUGAGUAGGGUUUGCACUUGAGAGCAAGACUGGUUUUCCAGAGAGUACACGUGCGAUCGCAUUUGUUGAUUUACUGGAGCAAUUAAUCAAAACAAGGGGUGCAUUUAUACUAAAUGAGUCUGGGUAAACAACAUUUUACCACAAAAAUUACGUCAUAGAAUAAUUAAUUUGCUUUUCCUUACCCUGAAAAUUAUACAUCAUGGAAUAAUUUGUUAUUUGUUUUUAAUCUCCUUAACACAAAUGGAAACUUAAUUUUCAUUGGAGCAUUGAAGCAUUAAAGAGAUAAUAAUUUUUGAUUACUUUGAUUUGCAAACCUCAACACUGGUUCGGUUCCCUUGUAGACCCCCCCCCCCCC
Lingula anatina is the source of this 874-nucleotide messenger RNA. Its product is annotated as beta-microseminoprotein-like. NCBI's taxonomy places the organism in Eukaryota, Metazoa, Brachiopoda, Lingulata, Lingulida, Lingulidae. The record is from RefSeq and is a predicted model, not a curated record.